This is a messenger RNA of Cutaneotrichosporon oleaginosum, 2338 nucleotides long. Lineage: Eukaryota; Fungi; Basidiomycota; Tremellomycetes; Trichosporonales; Trichosporonaceae. The record is from RefSeq and is a predicted model, not a curated record.
GCGACGGCAACGUACUUAACCUCGCUUGGGUGUCGUCUCUCUGAGAUCUUUCAAUUCCCCUCCCUCUCCCUUCAUCCACACAUCUCAUCAUGGCGCCCCCUCCCCCCGCCUGGGUCCAGAAGCUCGUGCCGUCGUCGCCCCGCGGCCCCGACCUCCUCUCGGCUGAGCGCAAUGGCUCGCAGGUCAACUCUGAGCGCCUUGCCGAGCUCCUCCACACCAAGGAGCAGCUUGAGUUGAACCAGCGCAUUGAGAAGAUCAUCUCGGCUGAGCCCAUCUUCGACAAGAACGAGCUCCUCUCGAUGGGCCGUGUCGACCGCAUCGAGCGCUCGCUCGCCCGUGGCAAGACGCUCAAGCGCCUCAACGCCAAGCACAACUGGUCCAAGGAGGAGUACAAGGUUGCCGCCAACAUCUCGGGCGAGCCCAACGUCUACGGCCUCCACGACUCGAUGUGGCUCGUCACCCUCCGCGAGCAGGGCACCCCCGAGCAGCACAAGCUCUUCCUCGAGAAGGCUGAGCGCGCCGAGUACGUUGGCUGCUACGCCCAGACCGAGCUUGGCCACGGCUCCAACGUCCGCGGUCUCGAGACCACCGCCACCUGGGACCCCAAGGACAAGACGUUCGUCAUCCACUCGCCCCACCUCACUGCCUCCAAGUGGUGGAUCGGCUCGCUUGGCAAGGUCGCCAACCACGCCAUCGUCAUGGCCCAGCUCUUUGUCAACGGCAAGAACCACGGCCCGCACCCCUUCGUCGUCCACAUCCGUGACCUCAAGACCCACGAGCCCCUUGAGAACAUCUACGUCGGUGACAUCGGACCCAAGUUUGGUUACAACUCGAUGGACAACGGUUUCCUCCUCUUCAACCACGUCAAGAUCCCCCACGUCAACAUGCUUGCCCGCUUCAACUACGUCGACCCCGAGACGUCCGAGUACCGCCGCGUCGGCUCGCCCUCGCUCAUCUACGGCACGCUCACCUGGGUGCGCUCGAACAUUGUGCUCGACUCGGGCUCGUCGCUCGCUCGCGGUGUCGCCAUCGCGACUCGCUACGCCGCCGUCCGUCGCCAGUUCCAGGACCGUGACGCCGAGGAGGCUGGUGUUGGCGGCGAGACCCCUGUCCUCAACUACAAGAUGGUGCAGGCCCGUCUCCUCCCCCUCCUCGCUGCCUCGUACGCCCUCCACUUCACCGGCCGCGGCAUGAUGGAGCUGUACAACGCCAACCAGGAGCAGAUGAAGAAGAACCUCGCCAACGGGCCCACCAAGCGCUCGGCCGGUCCCGAGGAGCUCAACCCCGGAGCCGACCUCCUCGCCGACCUCCACUCGACCUCGUGUGGCCUCAAGGCGCUUGGCUCGACUAUUGCCGUCGACGGCCUCGAGAUGUGCCGUCGUGCCUGUGGUGGCCACGGCUACUCGUCCUACUCGGGCAUCGGCUCGUGGUACUCGGACUACCUCCCGACCGCGACGUGGGAGGGCGACAACUACAUGCUCACGCAGCAGGUCGCGCGCUACAUGCUCAAGACGGCGCGUGCCGUCAUCAACGGCACUGCGCCGGACAACGAGACCUCGCGCAUCCUGAAGCACUACCUCGCGCGCAAGGACACUGGCGCUGCGUUCGACGUGCUCAACAACGACGGCGACCUCGUCUCGGCCUUCGCCUGGCGCACCGCCUACCUCACCUUUGAGGCGCUCCGCCUGCGCGACAAGGAGAAGCAGUCGUGGAACUCGCUCCUCGUCCACUUCUGGCGCCUGUCCACCGCCCACUCCCAGUACCUCGUCGUGCGCAACUUCCACGACGCGGUGGUCAAGGACCGCGCGGCGGUCGCGGCCAAGGUCGGCGAGCCGACCGCGCAGGCCCUCGUCGACCUCUACCGCCUCUUCGCGCUCACCACGCUCGAGGCGCACGGCGCCGAGUUCUUCACCGCCGGUGCCGUCACCACCACCCAGAUUUCCCUCACCCGCACCAAGGGCAUCAGCGCGCUGCUCGACGCCGUCCGCCCCAACGCCGUCAGCCUCGUCGACGCCUGGUCCUUCAGCGACUACCUCCUCAACUCGGCGCUCGGCCGCAAGGACGGUGCCGUGUACGAGGACCUCUUCGCGCGCGCAUGGUCCAACCCGGUCAACAACCUCACCUUUGACCCCUACCCGACCUCGCCCACGCUCAUCAAGCGCCGCGAAGCCAAGCUUUAAGCGCCGCCCACGAUGCUGCGAGGCUAGGGUGUAGGGUGUAGUGCCGGCCACAUAGUCGGGGCCGGCAGGUGUAAUUGUAGUAGUCACGGACGCAGUCACGGACAGAAAAGCGAUCCUCGCUAAUAGCUUGGGAAUGAAUCUUGCAUUGGUUUCUGGUA